CGCUUCCCCCCCUGCACGCUCCGUUACCGCUCGCACAUACCCCCCGCCUCGGCUCGCCCUCCGCCAUGUCCACCGAACUCGCCCAGCUCGUCUAUGAACAAAAGGCCGGCAACUUCCUCUCUGUCGCCUUUGCCAACUACAAGCUUCUGCUCGUGCUGAUCGACGACGAUGCCUACAGGUAUCUUCUCCGAGACCUCCUCGAGGUCUACAAAACCUUCGAGGAGGAGUAUGAGCUCCAUCUGGGCCACAUUAGCAACCCCAAAGACUGCCAAUGUGCUUGCCUGCGCGAGCCCUGGAUCGGCGAGGCCCUGAAGGCUGCCUGGGCCCCAACUCUCAAGCGUGCUGGUCGUCUCGAGUCGGACGUUGUCCACUUUUUCAAGAAGAAGGACUACCGCACCGUCCAGGUCUCGAAGGAAGUCCGCGAGCAUGAGAUGGCUGUGCGUGAAAUCAGCGUCAAAAACCCCGAGUACCUGGUCAUUUUCCCAUUCGUCAUGUACUCCGAGACCACCAAGGGCGAGAACCUGGUCCGCUCCUUCCUCUUCCGCACCCUCUUUGGCUGCACCGCGGCCUACCCCUUCGACGGCCCCCAAAAGGAUUCCACCAAGGGCGCCGCUUUCUUCGAAUACAACAUGAACCUGGCCCAGGUCCAGGCGGAGCGACAGAGCCUCAUCACCAAGCUCAACUCGAUCAAGGUGCCCCAGCAAGUCGUCCCGACCUUGGUUUCCCAGGCCAAGGCUCUUGCCGAGCGUAAUCUCGCUGUCAAGCACAGCGCCCGGUACUGGACCGUCUCUCUGGUCAUCUUCUCGGCCAAGGCCAUCUUCUACACCAUCAUCCUGAUCAUGUUCACCAUUCCCCUGUGGGUGCCCCGCUACUGGCACUGGAUGGAGAAGAACGGCUACCACAACCACGACCACAGCGAGCUCUAAAGCCGUGCCCUUCCUCGCUCUCCAAUCUUUCCCUGUCUUGUGCCUCUUCCCUUUUCUCGGGGGCCCACCCGGCCGGCGGUCUAUGGCGCUUCCCGCCGCUCGGGGCCUUUCGCUCCCCGUUGCUUUUCAUGUACAUGACCUGUUGCCUCACUUUGGAGCAGCUGUCCUGCCGCCUCCCUGGCCUGAUUCUUCUGUGUGCUUCCCCUCUCCGUUCUUCUGGCGACAUUCAAUCGCCAUUGCUGUGUUAUUUGCCUCUCCACCUCUCAAAGUUCACCUCCGCGUUGUCGGAGGUCUGUCGCACCUGUCUAUGUACAGGACCACCUGGCGAGCGAGUCGCAAUCUUCUCUCCAGUGUCCUGAAGCCGCCCCCUGUUGUUCGUCUGCGGAACGUAAGUUGGGGGAGGCGAUCCCCGGGAUUCAUCAAAGAAUAAAGCUGACUUUCGGUA
Molecule: messenger RNA, 1371 nt
Organism: Polychytrium aggregatum
Lineage: Eukaryota; Fungi; Chytridiomycota; Chytridiomycetes; Polychytriales
Exons: 4
Coding region: 66-926 (286 amino acids)
Source: RefSeq, a predicted model, not a curated record